Molecule: messenger RNA, 2744 nt
Organism: Brienomyrus brachyistius
Lineage: Eukaryota; Metazoa; Chordata; Actinopteri; Osteoglossiformes; Mormyridae
Exons: 6
Coding region: 33-2711 (892 amino acids)
Biological process (GO): spermatid development; spermatocyte division
Source: RefSeq, a predicted model, not a curated record
CUGUGUUAUGAAGAGUGGGGAAAGGGGGCCAGAUGGGAUCCGCCACGCGGCUACUGUCGCCGUCCAUCACAAGCGUGGGAGUCCCAGGAACUGCGCGAGAUGCCACGUGCCGUCUCCCACCCGAACGGCAAGAGGAAGCGCGAGAGAUCGGGAAGCCUGAUCAGCUGCAUGCGGAGAGCAGCAACGCAUCGGUCAAGCGGAGGAGGUCGUCAUUUGGUGGAAACGUUAAUAAUCCUGAGAACAAGCUGAUCCAAGGUGACCCCUGUGCAUCUCACAGAAAUGCAGGUGGCGAUCAGUGCUCAUCGCAAGAGAAAAUGUCAGACAAGCCCAAUUUAAGACGCCUGUGCACGUCCAGGUAUGCUCACGUAUCUAACGCGUGUGUUGUGCGACUUAAACCGCUGGAUUCAAAGUCUUUGAGAGGACCACUUCCAAAACACAUGGAAGUAAGUUUGCGGAAUACUGGUGAAGGAGGACCAGAAACAGCUGGAGGAGGAGAUGGAUGCACAUCAGAAACUGAAGGGAUUGAUACCGUUCGGAAGCAAUCCACCUUGAGCUCGAGAGAUUAUUCUGUCAAGAAGCAGGAAAAAAGGCUUAUUAAAAGUCCGUCUUGUUUCACGUGCUGUGAUGUGAAGUUUGCCCCCUCCAGAUAUGACAGUCUGGCCGUAGGCUGGUCAUGUGACAGCAGGACUAAAGAAACCACCAAAAAACAAACCUCAAGAAAGCUGGACAGAAGGACAGGAAGGAAUCCUGUUGUUAAACUCUGUAACAUUUCAAACAUUUUCAGUAUCCCUGCUGAUUUUUUGCUUACGAGGUGCAUCUUGCCAGAGGAACUAAAACGAAAAAGCAUCCACUGCUUUAGGAGAGACUGCAGUGAAGGUCUGUUAUUGGAGUUCUAUCCAGCAUCGUGUACGAGUGGUAGGGUUAGCCAACCUCAGCCGGGGUUACAAGCUGAGACAAAGUCCGCUCUUACAUCCCAAGCCCAAAGACCUAAUGAUGCAGCAGAUAUCCUCACAAGGACUCCUUCAGGAGGGAGGUGUGACAGACAUGUGUCCUGCAUUGACACGGACCCUAAUGCUCAUGGAAACCGAGUGACAAAGAAACUGAGAGUGUCCAACGGAUUUAGUUCUCGGAUUUCCCUGCCCACCGAUGUUCUAGAGCCUCAUGAUAUGGUUCCAGUCAUCCAGUCCACAACUGUGUCAUCCAGCUGUGAACCAGGAGCCCUGCGUGAGCCUGGUCUACCCUCUGGUGCAGAGAUGAUGAAGAAAAGUUCACCCGGUACACCACGGAAUCAGCAAGAUGCAGAUGAGGAAAGCAGUCUGUUGAGAGCAGGUGGUGGUCUUGCUAUACGGACUAUGCGUGAUCGGUCUGCGGAAUGCAGCUGGGACACCAGUCGGGAAGGGAAAGGAGGACUUGACAGGGAAAUUACUGAGACUUUCUCUUGCCAAAGAACGACCCCAUACCGAGGAACACUGUCUUGUGCGCGUACAUAUAUCUCAUGGCCUUUUCAGAAGCUGCAAGGAUCUGGAUGGGGAUUCACAGACACCGGCACGCUACCCCUGAUGCACGUGAAAGCCGAGAGCGCUCCUGUGACUGACGUUCCUGCCAAGUCCAGAGCUCCUCACUUUGCUAAAGCUGUGGAACCGGUAACAGCAGAAGGUGCAGCUAGUGGUACAGAAGUCUACAUGGAACGUGAAAUGCUUUCUGAAAUGAAAUUGGGUCUCCGAGAGGACGGUUCUGAAUCCGUAAAGUUAGAUGAAAUGGCAGCCAAACCGGUCCUGCCUGUUAUUUCCUUACAAACAGAACCCCAGGGCAGUUCUGGAGGCUGUGGUCACCAGUCCGACACCCUGGAUGACAAGGAGCAGAGGAAUGGAAUCUGUGACCCCGAGAAGGUUGCAGGUGGACGUUUCUGGGAGAUGAGUGUCACGCAGAAGGUGAAGCUCCAGUGUUUCAAGAUCCCUCUGAAGAUGGACACAGACCAACCUCGGUUCCAUCCUUCUAAACAGCCUGGUGGUGUCGUCACUCCAUGCAGAGCAGCAGCUGGCACCGAAGCGCUUUCCUCUAGCCCAACAUGUACAGGAAGACCGCCUGGCGUGAAGCCAAGGCCCCUUGCUUCACCAGAGAGAAGCCGGGCUUCACCGCUUAAGGUUCCUGCUGGUUGCGAUAGUGACGGCGACACCAGCCUGCUCUCUGAAGAUGAGACUGGGGACUGCAUGCAUGCAUUGGACGGCGUCAUCAUGUGUGAGAUAAAGGACACUUGCACCGCUCCGUACCGACAGCCUCCUUCCCUGGGAUCCAACUCCAGAGUGGAUAAAGGGACAGAGGAUGCUAUGGACGUGGUCAAAGCAUAUGAGCAGGACGCCAUCGUCCUGGAUGUGAUUCAGGAUGACCCGGAAUUGUUUGGCACGAUAACAGAGGAACCCGUGUUGGAGCAGCAGAAGAAACCAGAGAGACCUCUGCAUGCUAAGAAAGGUCACACUCCAAGAACCUGGAGGAGAAUCAUCUGGGAUAAGAAGGAGAGCUUUACCAAAGGCCCAGAUCCAACCCAGAAGCACACAGAUAAGGGAGGCUUCAUGCUUGAUGUAAACGGAGAAACUAUCAGUGAGACAGUGGUAAGUGAUGGCCAACCCUCUAACACCAUGGAUGGUGAUGAGCACCACCCGCUGGCAGAAGAGGUAAAGUUUUAUUUGAACAGAGGUCAGGUCAACUUGUAAGGAGGAAACGUGAUGUGAAUCACAAUGAACGAU